CUGGGUUACCUUUUAAAGGGAUUGAGAGAGAAAGAGAGAGAGACGUGCUUGUACGAGGAGAAAGAACCACCCGUCCAGGAUUUAACAGAAUAAACUUGGAAAUAAUUGUCCGAACGGGAGACCACCACUAACAGCAGUAGCAGCAGGAACAGCAACAGCAGCAGCAGGAGGAUUGUCACUUUUUUCUUUGGAAAAUAACGGAAGGGAAAGCAAAGGGAAAGGAGGAAAGAGAAAAAAAAAAGAAGAGGGCGAGAGAGAAAAUCCAGCGGCCGGUGAAUUAAAAUCAUGCAGAAAUAUGGCCACGACAUGGAUUACGAUUAUGCACAGGAAGGAACAAUUGGACAGAAUGAACAACAUAUGCCACCAGGUGGGAAUGUUCCUCGGGUUUUAGAAGCCAGACCCAUGGUCGAUCCUGAAGCUCAAGGUGAGGUCGAUCCUAAUUUAUAUCCCGAGCCCAAGGAAGCCACGCACAAGAUCAGGGGUAAGAGCGAUUUCUUAGAAUACCUCUUUGGUUCCGUCGAUCAAGAACUUCUCACGGUCAAGACCUUUUACUUCUUCUUUUACUCGGCCUUCGGUUCCCUAUUUCCCCUUAUGGGAGUUUAUUUCAAGCAAAUGGGGAUGAACGCUGCUCAGUGUGGUUUACUUAUUGGUAUCAGACCUCUCAUCGAAUUUCUCAGUGCUCCUUUCUGGGGUUCUUUGGCUGACAGGUGGCAAAAAGGUAAGCUGAUUCUGCUAGGUUCUCUUUCCUGUUGGAUCAUCUUUACGCUACCCCUCGGUUUCAUCCAACCCCCUGCAACGAGUUGCAUGGUCAGAGAUAAUCAUACUAAUAUUUUGAAACUAUUCAAACCGGAACAAAGGAUCGUUAAGAGAUCGAUUGAUUUGGACGAAUGUUAUCAUGCCCCUUCCGAUGACGAGUACUUGGAAGUUGCAGCAAACGUCGUUUUCGAAAGAUUAAGACGAGACGCCGAGGACAACGAGAUAUACGAUCGUAAAGAAAUUCAUUCAGACGACCAAGCUAAAUCCGAUCCAAUCGCGUCAUAUAACGUCGAACAAAACGAGGUUAAGAAGCUCGACGAUAAUAACGGCAAAGAAACACCUAUAGUCUAUGAUCUUGAAACAAACCGAGUUAGAAAAAGACGAGCUGCUUCUAACGAAGAAAAUACUUCAUCCGGAGACCUGAGAUACGAACAAUUGGUAUUCGAGGACGAAGUUAAUGAUCCUGAUGCUAAAAUUAUCGAUUUCGAGGCACUGCAACGAAAAAAUCGACCCGCCGAUGUGCUCGAAUAUAAACGUUUUCUCAAAAACGAGCCUCUCGAAGAAGGUAGAGUACCUAAGAAGGCGUAUCAAGGUAGAAUUAAGGAAAAAGUUAAGCAACCGAAAGAAAAGAUGAUGGUUCGUCGCGAGAUUCGUCAGGAUAAGGAAAUAAUUCGUGAUAAUUUAGACAACAGCAAGGUAUUCUCAAGUUUAAAGAAUCUACGAAAAUUAUUGUCCAUGGAGGAACGUGAAUUUGAGGAAAGAGAAGAGGACAAAAUCGAGGAGAUGUCUGUGGACACACCUUUAACGAGAAACAAACGGAAUGUACGAACCUCGGCCGGACAAAGUCCUUUGGCAGUCACAUACGCUGCUAAUUAUGACGAGAAGGAGAACAAGGGUUGGGUCAAGCCGCUUUUCAGUUCCAUCGUAUAUAGAUUACCGGAUAUACACAAAACUUUCUUCCUUUUACUAUUGUUGGUCAUAGUCGGUGAGUUUUUCUCAGCUCCCGCUAUAACACUCGCAGAUUCUGCUGUGAUCACCUUACUCGGCGAAGAUGCUGACAGAUACGGACAUCAACGUAUGUUCGGAAGUUUGGGAUGGGGAUUGGCCAUGUUUUUUGUCGGUAUCGCCCUAGAUCACAGCACAGCUUUCCCAGAUCAUCCUUGCAAUCCUGACGCUAGAGAGAAAAAUUACACGAUUUGUUUCGCUAUAUUUUGCGUUCUUAUGGGGGCUGCUCUAAUAACAGCAUUGCAGAUUAAUUUCAAGUACGACGUUGUUGCUUCUGAGCCGGAAGUGGCGAAAGUACCGGCUGAACCAACGAGGGAAGAACAACUUCAGAGUCAGUUGUCGCAGCAGUUAAAUUUGCCUGGUUUGCAAGAUUCCUCGGCUGCUAUUAAUCCAAAACCAUUACCGCCGGAAGGCAAAACGAAAAUGUUUGCCCAAACGAUGCGAGAAAUUCCAGAAUGGGUGACAGUUUUGAAGCAAUUUAAAGAUCUCAAAUGUAGUUCUUUCCUGUUCGUCGCUUGGUGGAUGGGUUUCGGUAUCGGACUCAUCUUUACUUUUCUAUUCUGGCACCUUCAAGAUUACGGUGGUUCGCCUACGCUUUUCGGUGUUGCAUCGGUGAUAAAUCACAUUUCCGAAAUCUUUGCCUAUUUCUUCAGUUUCAAAUUGAUUCGACAAAUCGGCCACGUUAAGGUGUUGUGCCUUGGUUUAGCUGGAAACGUGAUACGUUUCCUCUAUAUAUCUUGGCUCAUUAAUCCCUGGUGGGUUCUACCUUUCGAAUUUAUUCAAGGAAUUACUCAUGCCGCGGUUUGGGCAGCCUGUUGCAGUUACAUAGCCCAUAACACGCCGCAACAUUUGCGUUCGAGUGCUCAAGGUGUACUACAAGGGUUACAUCAUGGUCUCGGAAGAGGAUGCGGUGCGGUGAUUGGUGGCAUGUUUGUCACUGCUUAUGGUACCACGACGACUUUCCGAAUUUACGGCCUCACCUGCCUUGUCGUUUUAGCGGCCUUCGUUUUCAUCAACUUUUACAGAAAAGAUACCGGCUUCGUUUCCGAUUUACCGCAAACCGAGGAUCCUCAUCAAGUAGCCGAGGUGACGCAUUUAGCGCCUCACGGAGUGCCGAGCAACGCUAUUCCAAGAGCACUCAGUUCAACUCGUCUCCAUGAACUGGCUAAUCAAGAUUCCGGAUAUGGUGCAACCUAUCAAACUACUGGUGGUAACUUGGACGUGCCUGGAGCUAACGGAGGUGCGGUCAACCCAACGAAUCCAUUUCUGAAUGGCGGUGGGGGCGGAGGCGGAGGCGGCGGUGGAUAUAAUUACGGUAUGACCGGCAAAGGAGAGGACGAGUAUAUCCGUAGGAGCUUCAAGGCUUAUAAUGAGGUGAUCGGUAACGAGUUCGACUUGAUAAAGCCACCUCCAAUAGAGACCCACCUGCACGCCCAACAACCAUGCACCAAUCCGUUUCAUCAGCAAUACUACGACUGGUAACGAGACAAGUGUAAUCAAUCCUUGAACAACACACAUCUCGUUGGUAUCCACCAGUUGGAUUAAUCGAACAAGGUCUCGUGCAUAUUUAACAUACAAGAACCGAUUAGAGUUCUCGUUGCUGACCGUCUGAACUUGUUUAAUAUCGAAGAAGAGAAUUGCUUUUAUGUAUAUCGCAAAAGAACCUACGAGUUUCUUCUCCGAGAGACCAAAAGAACAAAAAAGAAAAGAAGAAAAAAAAAAAAAAAAAAAAAAAAAAAAAAAAAAAAAAAAAAAAUGUAAAAAAAAAAAAAAAAAAAAAGAAUAGGAUGCGCGCGAGGGGGAUCUGCGCGCUUAAAAAAAAAAGAAAAAAAAAAAAACAAAAACGAAAGAAAGAUAAUACGACGAAUAUUAAUCGAUUUGACAAUUAUAAUCGAUUUACCGGUGUGAUAGUCGAGGAUUUAAAAGAAAAAAAAAAAAAAGGAUUUCACACGCUCCUUUCUUUUUCUUACUUGACAAGUCUGAAUUAUAAAUAAGCGCCGUUUGUGCGCCAUUUUCACGCUUAUAACAAACACUUCCACGAGAGAUCAUUUACGCGGAUCGUAUUCCAUUCGAGAUUAAUUAAUUAAUAUUUCAAACGAUAUAUACACGCGCUCUUAAACGUCCACUUUCGUUCAACGAAUAUAACGUAAAUUCAUAAUACAAAUUUAGAAAACGCAAAUUUAGCAACGACUUUUUAUUUUCGAUUAUUAGAAAAGAAUUAGAAAGGAACGUCUAAGGGGACAGAGAAGAUACUAAUAUUAUUCCUUGUAAAUAUUGUUCUCUUAAAUGCCGAGCUAUUUCACUCACUCACUCACUCACUCUCUCUCUCUCUUUAUCUAUCGUUUGAAAAUUCUCUUCUGUUCCUAUUGCCAAAUGCUAUUCAUUGAUUUUGUCAAAAAGAUAAACUCGUGUAAAAUUAAUCCUAAUACAUUCUAUCGAGUAGUUCCUGUGGUACGAUAUCAUUAUUAUACAUAAUACCAAUAUAUUUCGUCGUUAUACGUGUAUAACACUGUUGAAAUAAAAGAAAAAGAAACUAAUAAAAAGACAAAAAAAAAACAAAAAAAGACAAAAAAAAAGGAAUAAAAAGAAAAAACAAAUAAUAAUAAGAGACCGCAAUUAAAAAACUGAAUUGCGAGUGCAGCUAUGCUAUGCGCGCGGGAAGGAUGAAUAUUUUAUCUCGCCGAUUCUUAUUCGUGGAACAAGAAAAAAAAAAGAAUAGAAAAAGGGAGAAGGAAGAGGAAAAAGAAAAAAAGAAGAAGAAGCUAGAGUUAACGUUGUACCUAUUCGACUCGUCGAAAUUAAUCCUAAAAUUUAAACUAGCAGUAUACAUGUAGAUAUAUAUAUAUAUACAUGCAAGUUAUAUAUAUAUAAAAUAAACACAUACACGCGUAUAUAAACUAUGGAAGGAGGAAGAAAAAAAAAGCGAGAGCAGUUGCCGUGUUUGUUAAAGAACGAACGCGUUACGACGAUCGAGAUGAUAUUAUCGAUAUCUCGAAUGAGAUCAAUCGAAUAUUUAACACAUUACGGAUAAAAGACGAGAACGUUUUGCAUUUUGUAUGUGUCCAUAAUGGAUUUUAAACUAUUUUACAAUUAAUUAUUAUUGACCCAUUCGUUUUUUAUCUUAUUUUAUCGUUCAUUCAUUGUUCAAAUGCAUUAGCAAUAAAAUGUCUGAUCCGUGAAGUGUUAAAAGGAAAGAACGAGUGGAGGUUUUUUUUGGAAUAAACAAUUUCAAAUCAACCGAAUGAAAAACGCGAACUCCUAUCCCAUUUCGAUAUAAAAGCUAUUUUUGUAGAAAAUAAUGAAACCGAUGGCUUCUAUCUAAAAAUUCCUCGACUCGUAUUGCGUCCGUUCUUUAUAAUUGAAUUGUUCUUCCUUGAUAGGAAGUACCAACGAGUUAACACCGCGGUCAUUGCCUUAUCGAUGUCGCUAUUUAUUCCAAAUUCUAAAGUUUAUCUUUUUCUUUUUUCCAUCAAUUUAAAAUAUUCGCGAUCGAGAUACUCGUUGAGAUUAAAUUUGACGUUGAGAAAUAACGUGUUUUAAGUAUUAUACGUUUUAAAAGAAUAGAUCGAGAUCGUAUUAGAAUUGUUUUCACAAAUAUAAUUGUCGUUUUAUUGCAAUAUAUAUAUAUAUAUAUUUUUAAAUAGCAUUUAUAUUUUCCAUCGCGAAAUGAAAUAAUAUCGAGUUUAUUAAUUAUUAUCAAUUAAAUGUUAUUUCCAUUGUAAUAAACUCGUUGAUAUUGUAAUAGAACUUAUAUUUAUUACAAUUUAACCUAAUAUUUAGAAUUUUACGUUUUAAUCACAACGAGUUACAAUAUGUAUUUAAGGGAGGAUUCUAGUCUAGAGGGCCAAAUUUUAGGUUCUUCUUAAAACGCUGUAAAUAAAAAACGAUAAAGAUUUAUAUCAUCGGGUUUUUUUUAUCGGUUGUUUACUUACGUUUAAAGAGCACAAAAAAAUUUAAUAAAAAAAAAAAGUACAGGCCCGCAAAGUGGAGACUCAAAAAAAAAAAGCUGCCCCCUGGUUGAUACGAUUCCACCCUCCUUGAUGAUCUGAAAACAAAAAUCUUGGUUAUUUAUUAAAGAGUAGGAAUGUAGUUUUCGUUUGACGUGAGCGAUUUGCAAGAAAAAACUUUUUUCGCAAAAUGGCGGCCAUGUAAAAAAGAAAAAAAAAGUAAUUUGGAAUUGAUUUGCAACAAUAAAUAAUGCGUUAAAUCGGCAAUGUUCGCAAAUCAUAUGCACAUGUCGAUCAUUGAACGAUUCAUAGUGAUCUCUAUGCUCUAACAGCUUGUAGAUAUUGUAUCGUAAUUUUUACGUGAAAAUUAGCGAACGUUUAAAAAAAAAAACCUUUCUUGUUCUAACGACAUACUUUACGUUAAGAUUCUUCUAGAUAAAAAGAUAAAAAAAAAAAGGCUAUCGUCGUCGUUAUCUUUCGACUUCGAUCAUUAUAGAUUCUUUUCGAAGAAACGAAUUCUAUCAUAUUUCGUAGCAUCAUAUCGUAAGUACCAAUUAUAGAUAGUAAUUAACAGAACUUAUCGAACUUUGUAUUGUAAAAACUUGAUUGGUUCGACGAUAUGUAAUUUACGUUAUAUAUUUUUCUUACCAAUGGACGACUAUAGUCAGCCGUUCAAAUUUUCCAUUGAUUUAACUUUAAAUAAAAAAAAAAAGGAAUAAUUAAAAAAAUAAUUAAACUAACGGUGAUUUCAGUGUCGCAUAGUUGUAGUUUAUAACGUUGUUGUAACAUUUCAAAUGGACUUACGAAACAAUGGGACUCCAAUUAUUUCAUAAAUUAUUUUUAAUAUGAGAGGAGAACGCGCGUAACUGGGGCGCCUUACUUAUACACUUUCAUUAAUCGAUAUCGAAAAAUAAGUUGCGUAUUAACAUUCUAAAAUAAACGAAAAAAAAAAAAAAAAAAUGUCAAAC
Polistes canadensis is the source of this 6676-nucleotide messenger RNA. RefSeq names its product major facilitator superfamily domain-containing protein 6 (gene jef). Lineage: Eukaryota; Metazoa; Arthropoda; Insecta; Hymenoptera; Vespidae. Gene Ontology annotation, cellular component: membrane. The record is from RefSeq and is a predicted model, not a curated record. The coding region runs from base 286 to 3243 and encodes 985 amino acids. The transcript has 11 exons.